Messenger RNA from Epinephelus moara (kelp grouper), 4039 nucleotides. RefSeq names its product potassium voltage-gated channel subfamily KQT member 2-like. Gene Ontology annotation, cellular component: membrane. Gene Ontology annotation, biological process: potassium ion transport. The transcript is spliced from 6 exons. Gene Ontology annotation, molecular function: voltage-gated potassium channel activity. NCBI's taxonomy places the organism in Eukaryota, Metazoa, Chordata, Actinopteri, Perciformes, Serranidae. The annotation marks the transcript as partial. The record is from RefSeq and is a predicted model, not a curated record.
UUUCCCUUCUCAUUACCUGCUCUCUGUAGUCGAAAGGCCAGCCUAAAGGACAAGGUGUUCCCCAGUCCUUCCAAGGCCCCGGUGGCCAAGGGGAAAGCUCAGUCUCCAGGGGCAGAUGAUGGGGCCGAGGCGAGUCCCAGCAAAGUCGCCAAGAGCUGGAGCUUCACUGAGAAGAACCGAGGGCCAAAGACCGCCUUCAGGGUCCGGGGCAGCACCUCACGCCAAAACUCAGAGGCAAUUGAAGGUUUAAUAAAGGCGAGCCUCCCAGGAGAGGAAAUUGGUGAUGAUAAGAGCUGCCACUGUGAGUUUCUCACUCAAGAAUUACCACCAGGCUUGAGGGUUACAAUAAGGGCAAUCUGCAUCAUGAAGUUUCUGGUGUCAAAGCGGAGGUUCAAAGAGAGCUUGCGGCCUUAUGAUGUCAUGGAUGUGAUUGAGCAGUACUCUGCAGGUCACCUGGACAUGCUGUCUCGCAUUAAGAACCUGCAGUCCAGAGUUGACCAGAUAGUUGGUAAAGGUCCUAAAGCUGAAGGGGAGGUUGCAGAUGACCCGAGCAUGAUGGGACGUCUGGUCAAAGUGGAGAAGCAGGUGGUCUGUAUGGACAGGAAACUUGAUUUCCUGGUCAAUGUGUAUGUGCAGCGUAUGGGCAUCCCUCGUUCGGAAACAGAGGCCUUUUUCAACUCCAAAGAGCCGUAUCCCGCCCCACCUUACCACAGCCCGGAGGAGAGCAAGCAGGAGAAGGAGGGUAAAGAAGAGGUGAAGGAGGAAAAGGAGAUUCAGACAUGCUCAGCUGCAGAUGUCCCGUGCUCUGAUGGGUCUUUAGAAAAAAAAGAUCCUUUACUGGGUCGCUCUGUGGCGAGAUCAGUGGGUACUCCUUCUGGAAGUCACAGUCGUCCCUCUACCUCCUGGCAGCACCAGCUGCAGCACCCACUCAGCCAGCCUGCCUGGAACAGCAGUGUGGCUAACACACCUUCACCGGUCGGUGGCAACGGCGAUCAUUCGCCCACCCUGUUCCGCCUUCCGCCUCCACCUGCUCCAGUUCACGACCGAUCCUCCUCUGGCCAGGGCGGCAGCGGCAGAGAUAGCUCCCAGAGCAGGAGGCGCCACAGGAGGCAGAGGUGUCAGCAGGAUGCCACCGCUGUGGAGAGCGACACGUCUCUAUCCAUCCCGUCUGUUGACCACGAGGAGCUGGAGCGCUCCUUUAGCGGCUUCAGCAUCUCACAGGCCAAGGAGGACUUCUUUGGGCCUUCUUUCUUUACAGGCUCAGGAGGGGUUGCUGGAGCAGGGACUGAGGCCGCAGCUGGACAUUCCCUCUGUGCUAGGGUCAGACCCUUCAUAGCAGAGGGAGAAUCAGACACAGACUCUGACCUCUACGCUCCCUCUCCUCUGUCCUUCACUGGAGAGGUUGCAUCGGGAGACAGGGCAUGGCCAGGACUGAAGUAGGCGUGGAGGGACUGCUCCGCCUGUCAGAGAGGCUCGUGGUGAAAGAGAUCGGUGCUUCAAUUGGCAUCAGGAGACCUAUCAUGAGACCUUGUAGCCAACUGACUGACUGUUGCUGCUGAUGAUGUUAUUACAGACUAUUUUAGGUUAAGUGAAUGGUUAUGAUUAGCAGUUUAUUACUGAAGAUGGAAAAUGUCCUAAUGAAAACAAAGGGGUGUUACUUUUUGUUUGUGAUGUAACACUUUACAAGCAGUGCUUAAUACCAGUUGCAUUGCAUCCAUUAAGAUCUUGUUUAAACAGAAAAAUAGAUGUUUAGGGGCAUUUCUUUGAAGAGACAGUAUACGCCAAAAUAAAAAAUAAAUAAAUAAAUAAAAAUACAUAUUUUUUCUCUUACCCAUAGUGCUAUUUAUCAAUCUUGAGUGUUGGAGAUUUCAGCCGUACUGAUGUCUGCCUUCUCUUGAAUAUAAUGGAACUAGAUGGUACUUGGCUUGUGGUGCUCUGAGCCCCAAUGAAAAAAAAAAGAAAGUAAGAAAAAGAAAAAAAAUGAAAAAACCAAUGCCUUUUCCAGAGAUCAUGACCCUGGUUACUGAAAAUAAUCCACAGACCUUUCAUGUAGGAACUAUUUCCUGUUUGCAGAACUACACCUGCCUAACCAUAUCACCACCAAGAAGGAAGUGUGCAUCUACUCAUGGACGAGAGUCUCGUGGUCAUGGCAGUGUGAGAUGUAAACAUUAAUGGCGUCCUCCUCAGCUGAGCUGUAACGUUAGCUAGUUCAGUGAUGCUACGUGAGUUAGCAGUAGAUGCAUGCUUCCGUCUGCACUGUGAUACAGUUGGUGGGUGUAGUUUGAAAGAAAAUAAUUCCUACAUGAAACUGCUCACAACAAGGUCUGUGGAUUAUCUUGAGUAACCGAGUCCCGAUUUCUGGAAAGAGACAUUGCUGUUGAGUUUUUCAAUUUUAUUCAUUUAUUUAUUUAUGUUUGUUUCUUUGAGCACCAGAAGUCAAGUUCCAUCUAGUUACAUUAUAUUGGAGAGAAGGCAUCUCUAAGGCCGAUAUCUCCAACACUCGGCAACUUGCACCAAAACAAUCUGAAUAAUAGCAUUAUGGGUAAAUAUGGAUUUACUGUCCCUUUAACCUGGGAUUUUUGUUGUAUUUAUUAAUGAUGAAAGGUACAUGAGAGUAUAAAUAUGUGAUAGUGUGAUUUAUGACACUUCAUUUUGCAUUGGAACUUAUACUUGACAUUGAUUUGUAUGAAACAUACAAGAGAAAAUCACCUUGACUUCUUUUAUGAAUAGCGAGUGCAUUUCAGCACUUUUUCUGUUCCACUGACCACUUUAACUUUCAAAACCUAGUGGGAAUUAGUAAUGCAAGAUUGUUUCAGUCCUAUCACAUGGAUAGUAUAGUGUCUUGAUAACUUCUAUACCUUUGAAUGACUUGAGGUGUUAUGAUGCCAAAACCUUAGCUAUGAUAAUCAAUUAGAUUCUUGCAGAGUAAAAAAAGAAAAUGUGCUUGCUUUUCAGCAUCAUUAAUUCAGCCUGGUGUUUACUGAAUACUACAGAAGAACUCCCCUCAAAAGUGUUGCAGAUACUUCCCCACCAAUAAACCAGUGAACCUGCUGCAUGGCAUGUUAAAUGGUUGAUUUAUAGACUGUGUUAAGCAGGCUACAAAACCAGACGACAGUGGCAGAAAGUCAGCUGAAAAGUUCCACGAGCAUUUCUCUUCUAUACAGACAAACAAAAGGGUGAAUAAAACAUGAAAAUGUGCAUGCAUGACUGGUUUCAAGCUAUAAUGUGUUCAUUUUUUAUGGGGCUUUUGCUUGAGUUCCAAUCAUGUAAAUGCAGCCUGAGCUUGCUAAUUUCAAUGGCUCUUCUUUUCUGGGCAAAUAUGUCCACAAAUUAUGUACGCGUUCAAUACAAAGGCAGAUGUUUAAUGCCACAUAUGGAAACAAUAUGGGCUCAAAUGGACAUUAGCUCAUAUGUUUUUUAUUGUUAUCACACAGCGUGCAAUGUUGAAGAUGGACUCAAUAAAUCACAUGGGAGACUAGAUACUUAGAGAAGAUGGUGUUCAGCCUGCAUUGCAUAGGUCAGUCAUUUAGACUCUGCUGCUGUCAGUUCUGCACUAAAUGAGGAAAUGUAAUAAAAAGCAAGCAAGGCAAUCAAGAACCAUCCUUUACCAAUAUUAACAUGGCCUUAUUUUUCACCAAAAACCAUUGUUUUGUAAGUGAGCAAAUCAACACUUUCAUCCUGAAAAUUUCAUAAACAUAGUGCAAGUGCAUUUUAAAGUGUUGUAUAGGAAGUUAAGUGGCCUGAGAGCAGUUGUUGUGUUACAGUCUUAGCCACUGAUCAUGCUAAAACCAUGGGAUUCAUAGGGACAUCUGAAGCAUGAACAGGUCUUAUUAAAACUAACCCGAGUCAUAGCAAAUUGAACAUUUUAGCAUUGACACUGAAACUAUCAUUUAGUAGAGACUCUUCACACAAGAUACACAAUCCAUAUUUUUUCAGAAAAGAAGAAACAAACCUGCUGGCAUGUUUUCUACAACCCAAAGAGAGGACCUGUAGGGUUUUACAUGACACAGUAGCUCUUUGUUUGACACCAUCAUGUAAC